Oryctolagus cuniculus (rabbit) is the source of this 5446-nucleotide messenger RNA. It is a transcript of the gene TCHH, whose product is annotated as trichohyalin. The record is from RefSeq and is a predicted model, not a curated record. Gene Ontology annotation, molecular function: transition metal ion binding; calcium ion binding. Lineage: Eukaryota; Metazoa; Chordata; Mammalia; Lagomorpha; Leporidae. Gene Ontology annotation, biological process: intermediate filament organization.
AAUGAAUCAGGCCAUCCCACAGAGUGGGUGUCUCCUUCCCAAGUUGCUCUCCAGGGCACAAUUAAAACCCCUAUAAAAGGCCAAGCUCCCAGUUACCAGGUACACUUGCCAGCAGUGUCAGCGAGCACUUGACUUCUUUCUCUGGUGAAGUGGGUUUACUUGAAGAAAGAAAAAAAUGUCUCCACUUUUGAAAAGCAUCAUUGAUAUUAUUGAAAUUUUCAACCAAUAUGCCUCACAUGACUGUGAUGGGGCAGUACUAAAGAAGAAAGACCUAAAGAUCCUUCUUGACAGGGAAUUUGGAGCUGUCCUUCAGAGACCACAUGACCCUGAGACGGUAGACGUGAUGCUAGAACUUCUGGAUCGCGACUCUGAUGGUCUGGUCGGGUUCGAUGAAUUCUGCCUACUUAUUUUCAAGUUGGCUCAAGCGGCUUAUUAUGCACUUGGCCAGGCCUCGGGGUUAGACGAGGAAAAGCGGUCCCACGGUGAGGGCAAGGGGCGCCUGUUACAAAAUCGCAGGCAAGAAGAUCAAAGGAGAUUCGAACUCCGGGACAGACAAUUCGAAGAUGAACCAGAGCGACGACGCUGGCAAAAGCAGGAACAGGAGAGGGAGCUCGCUGAGGAAGAGGAACAGAGGAAGAAACGAGAGCGAUUCGAGCAGCACUACAGUAGGCAGUACCGCGACAAGGAGCAGCGGCUCCAAAGGCAAGAACUAGAAGAGCGCCGCGCAGAGGAAGAGCAGCUGCGAAGGCGCAAGGGUCGCGACGCGGAGGAGUUCAUUGAGGAAGAGCAGCUGCGAAGGCGAGAGCAGCAAGAGCUGAAGAGGGAGCUCCGCGAGGAGCAGCAGCAAAGGCGAGAGCGCCGAGAGCAGCACGAGCGGGCGCUCCAGGAGGAAGAAGAGCAGCUGCUGAGACAGAGGCGCUGGCGCGAGGAACCACGCGAGCAGCAGCAGCUGAGGCGCGAGCUGGAAGAGAUACGCGAACGCGAGCAGAGACUUGAGCAGGAGGAGAGGCGCGAGCAGCAGCUGAGGCGCGAGCAGAGACUUGAGCAGGAGAGGCGCGAGCAGCAGCUGAGGCGCGAGCUGGAAGAGAUACGCGAACGCGAGAAGAGACUUGAGCAGGAGGAGAGGCGCGAGCAGCGACUUGAGCAGGAGGAGAGGCGCGAGCAGCAGCUGAAGCGCGAGCUGGAAGAGAUACGCGAACGCGAGCAGAGGCUUGAGCAGGAGGAGAGGCGCGAGCAGCUGCUGGCUGAGGAGGUGCGGGAACAGGCCCGGGAGCGAGGCGAGAGCCUCACCCGGAGGUGGCAGCGGCAGCUAGAGAGUGAGGCCGGCGCACGUCAGAGCAAAGUCUACUCCAGGCCCCGCAGGCAGGAAGAGCAGAGUCUCCGCCAGGACCAGGAGAGGAGGCAGCGCCAGGAACGUGAACGGGAGCUGGAAGAGCAGGCCCGCCGGCAGCAGCAGUGGCAAGCAGAAGAAGAGAGCGAGAGGCGCCGCCAGAGGCUGUCGGCCAGGCCCUCGUUGCGCGAGAGGCAGCUGAGGGCGGAGGAGCGCCAGGAGCAGGAACAACGGUUCCGGGAGGAGGAGGAGCAGCGGCGCGAGAGGAGGCAGGAGCUGCAGUUCCUCGAGGAGGAGGAGCAGCUCCAGCGACGGGAGCGUGCCCAACAGCUCCAGGAAGAGGACAGCUUUCAGGAGGAUCGGGAGAGGAGGCGACGCCAACAGGAGCAGCGCCCCGGCCAAACAUGGAGGUGGCAACUCCAGGAAGAAGCCCAAAGACGCCGUCACACGCUGUACGCCAAACCGGGGCAGCAGGAGCAGCUGAGGGAGGAAGAGGAGCUGCAAAGGGAGAAGAGGCGCCAGGAGCGGGAGAGAGAAUAUCGGGAGGAAGAGAAACUGCAGAGAGAGGAAGACGAGAAGAGACGACGCCAGGAACGCGAGAGACAAUACCGGGAGUUAGAGGAGCUGCGGCAGGAAGAGCAGCUGCGUGACAGGAAACUCCGCGAGGAGGAGCAGCUCCUUCAAGAAAGGGAGGAAGAGAGGCUGCGCCGCCAGGAACGCGAGAGGAAACUCCGCGAGGAGGAGCAGCUGCUGCGCCAGGAGGAGCAGGAGCUCCGCCAGGAACGCGAGAGGAAACUCCGCGAGGAGGAGCAGCUGCUGCGUCGGGAGGAGCAGGAGCUCCGCCAGGAACGCGAGAGGAAACUCCGCGAAGAGGAGCAGCUGCUUCAGGAGAGGGAGGAAGAGAGGCUGCGCCGUCAGGAACGCGCCAGGAAACUCCGUGAGGAGGAGCAGCUGCUGCGCCAGGAGGAGCAGGAGCUCCGCCAGGAACGGGAGAGGAAACUCCGCGAGGAGGAGCAGCUGCUGAGACGCGAGGAGCAGCUACUGCGCCAGGAACGCGACAGGAAACUCCGCGAAGAGGAGCAGCUCCUUCAGGAAAGCGAGGAAGAGAGGCUGCGCCGCCAGGAACGCGAGCAACAACUUCGUCGGGAGCGCGACAGAAAGUUCCGCGAGGAGGAGCAGCUCCUUCAGGAGAGGGAGGAAGAGCGGCUGCGCCGUCAGGAACGCGAGAGGAAACUCCGUGAGGAGGAGCAGCUCCUUCAGGAGAGGGAGGAAGAGCGGCUGCGCCGUCAGGAACGCGAGAGGAAACUCCGUGAGGAGGAGCAGCUGCUGCGCCAGGAGGAGCAGGAGCUCCGCCAGGAACGCGAGAGGAAACUCCGUGAGGAGGAGCAGCUGCUGCGCCAGGAGGAGCAGGAGCUCCGCCAGGAACGCGAGAGGAAACUCCGCGAGGAGGAGCAGCUGCUGCGCCAGGAGGAGCAGGAGCUCCGCCAGGAACGCGAGAGGAAACUCCGCGAGGAGGAGCAGCUGCUGCGCCAGGAGGAGCAGGAGCUCCGCCAGGAACGCGACAGGAAACUCCGCGAAGAGGAGCAGCUCCUUCAGGAAAGCGAGGAAGAGAGGCUGCGCCGUCAGGAACGCGAGAGGAAACUCCGUGAAGAGGAGCAGCUGCUGCGUCGGGAGGAGCAGGAGCUCCGUCGGGAACGCGCCAGGAAACUCCGUGAGGAGGAGCAGCUGCUUCAGGAGAGGGAGGAAGAGAGGCUGCGCCGUCAGGAGCGCGCCAGGAAACUCCGUGAGGAGGAGCAGCUGCUGCGCCGGGAGGAGCAGGAGCUUCGUCAGGAGCGCGACAGAAAGUUCCGCGAAGAGGAGCAGCUGCUUCAGGAGAGGGAGGAAGAGAGGCUGCGCCGUCAGGAACGCGACAGAAAGUUCCGCGAGGAAGAAAGACAGCUUCGUCGCCAGGAACUCGAGGAACAGUUUCGUCAGGAGCGCGACAGGAAAUUCCGCGAGGAGGAGCAGCAGCGACGCCGCCAGGAACGCGAGCAACAACUUCGUCGGGAGCGCGACAGAAAGUUCCGCGAGGAGGAGCAGCUCCUUCAGGAGAGGGAGGAAGAGCGGCUGCGCCGUCAGGAACGCGCCAGGAAACUCCGCGAGGAGGAGCAGCUGCUGAGACGCGAGGAGCAGCUACUGCGCCAGGAACGCGACAGAAAGUUCCGCGAGGAGGAGCAGCUGCUUCAGGAAAGGGAGGAAGAGAGGCUGCGCCGACAGGAACGCGAGAGGAAACUCCGCGAGGAGGAGCAGCUGCUUCAGGAAAGGGAGGAAGAGCGGCUGCGCCGUCAGGAACGCGAGCAACAACUUCGUCGGGAGCGCGACAGAAAGUUCCGCGAGGAGGAGCAACUGCUUCAGGAAAGCGAGGAAGAGCGGCUGCGCCGUCAGGAGCGCGCCAGGAAACUCCGCGAGGAGGAGCAGGAGCUCCGCCAGGAACGCGCCAGGAAACUCCGCGAGGAGGAGCAGCUGCUGCGCCAGGAGGAGCAGGAGCUCCGCCAGGAACGCGACAGAAAGUUCCGUGAGGAGGAGCAGCUGCUGCGUCGGGAGGAGCAGGAGCUCCGUCGGGAGCGCGACAGAAAGUUCCGCGAGGAGGAGCAGCUGCUUCAGGAAAGGGAGGAAGAGCGGCUGCGCCGUCAGGAGCGCGCCAGGAAACUCCGCGAGGAAGAAGAGCAACUGCUGUUUGAGGAGCAGGAAGAGCAGAGGCUCCGGCAGGAGCGAGACCGGCGGUACCGAGCAGAGGAGCAGUUUGCCAGAGAGGAGAAGAGCCGUCGUCUGGAAAGAGAGCUGCGUCAAGAAGAAGAGCAGAGACGCCGCCGGGAACGGGAGAGGAAAUUCCGGGAAGAGCAGCUCCGCCGCCAGCAGGAGGAGGAGCAGAGGCGCCGCCAACUGCGGGAGAGACAAUUCCGAGAAGAUCAGAGCCGUCGGCAAGUUCUGGAGCCCGGUACACGUCAGUUUGCUAGGGUCCCGGUGCGCUCCAGCCCUCUUUAUGAAUACAUCCAAGAGCAGAGAUCUCAGUACCGCCCCUAAGAGAUGUUGCCGGUGUCCUGACACCUGCCAAAGCCUCAAGCAAAAGAAAGUGAGAAACAGUGCGUACCAAACGAUAACGCAAAUGUUUCUGGUUGUGGGAAAAUUCUCUGAUGUUAGAAUGUGUCUUUUCUUCCAAAAUCUUUACACUCAUUUCAUGUACUUUGUACUUCUACCUUUUAUUCUUUGUCAAGUAGUUCUUUACUACAAUAUAUCUUUGCUCUUUGGUGCAGAUAUAGUGAGCAUUUUUUAAAACAACAACCCUUUAAUUUGUUUAAGGAGUUUUGUUUGAGGAACACGUUGAUUUAUUGCCUUAAAAGUGGCAAGAAUAAUAGGACAAUUUGAUAUUGAGAAAAAUUGGCUCUACAUCAUUAACAAUUGAACCAUCUUGUGGAGUGUUCAAAUGUUUUUAAUGUUCAAGUUGAUAUUUCGUCUUAGGCCUAAAUUUAAUUCACCUUUACUUCCAAAUAGCUUCAGAUCUUUUGUGGCAUAGUUAACACAGAUUCUUCCAGGUGACUGAGUUUUUACAAUCCUUGAAUAGUACAAGGGGAAGUGACUUCUGCAGUAAAACUCCCUAUGAAGUUAAGUCCUUAACUGGAAGAAUACCACUUAAGAAUAAGGUUUAGCUUGGAGACAAAAUUCGGAAUAUGUUUUCCUACACAACUCCACUUGAACACAAACACUUAAUCUCUUGAAGCAAAAAUAAGAUGUUUCUCAAACAAUUUCAGAGCUCAUAUAUUAAAACUAUCUCCUGUAGUUUCUAGUGCUGUGUUCUGUUUCCCCCAAGUUUUGAUGGGUUUGGGAAUAUACCUUUGUGAACUUUGUCUUAGAGGGAACCUGACCAGGAUCCUAUCUUGCUGUAGGACCCAUGAGAUCACAGAACGUGUUGGGGGAUGGAAACGGGGAAAAUGUGUGAACAGAGCGGCAAGUUUCUAGAUGCUCUUUAACAAGAUUCAUCAGCCCACAAUCCUUUGAGGCCUAUUGAUACUACCUUGGAGACAGUCUUGUUGAAAUAAUUGCACUGUGAGACAUCAAUAAUAAAUGUUUGGCAAGUAA